AUGUCAUCCGAGUCCUCACAAGACCUCCUCACAUUAACACUCACACCAGACAACCCAGUAAACACAACACUCACCAACCAAAUCUAUUACACCUCCGAAACGCUCUACCCACGCGGACCCAAAUCAUCAUACGCCAUCACACACGUAUGUGGUAAGCACGGUGAGACACUCGGUGCGCUUGAAUGGCGGGACGUCCGGAGUGACUUGGUUGGACUUGGUGGAGAGGGUGAAUUUCCUUUGAGUGCUUGGAUGAAUAGUAGUUUGAUUCCGUUUAAUUCGUGCAUACGGAAGUAUAAAUGGAAAGGGUGUGGAACAGGGGAGAGCAUGGAGUUAUGGGUAGAGGAUGCUCCCGACUCUCCGAUUGCUCAGUUCCAGAAGUCUCGUCCUCGAGCUGAUCCUUCUACACCUGCACGACUCCUCAUAACCCCGCGUGCGCAAGAAAUCAUGGAUACAGUCGUGAUUAGCUUCCUGUUCCUAGAGAAGCGCCGACGAGCUACGGAGAACUCGACGCAGAAUCGUGCGGACGUACUUGGCACUCCGGCUCUUAAUCUUCCAGGAACUAGCAGGCUGCGGACUCAGGUUGUGAACAAUGGAGUAUAA
Fomitiporia mediterranea MF3/22 is the source of this 600-nucleotide messenger RNA. RefSeq lists its product as uncharacterized. Bases 1 to 600 code for a protein of 199 amino acids. Lineage: Eukaryota; Fungi; Basidiomycota; Agaricomycetes; Hymenochaetales; Hymenochaetaceae. The transcript is spliced from 4 exons. The record is from RefSeq and is a predicted model, not a curated record.